This is a messenger RNA of Acaulospora morrowiae, 247 nucleotides long. The record is from the annotation of a GenBank genome assembly. NCBI's taxonomy places the organism in Eukaryota, Fungi, Glomeromycota, Glomeromycetes, Diversisporales, Acaulosporaceae.
GACCCUACAAGAAGUUGGAGUAAAUCAGACGGUAUCAAAAGGUUAUCAGACGGAAAAAGCGGAGAAAACGAACACCUAUACAACAAAGGAAGUUAAAAUCCGAACGUCAUCAAUAGUUAUCACCAGUUACAUCAAGGCACAACACGAUCUAAUCGGAUGGAUGAUCCUAGGGGAAAAACAGAAAUCGUCUGAGCAACGAUUUGUAGGAUCAAGCACAAAUGGAAAGAAAAGACGGGACAUAGGAUAA